UUAGCGCGUUCCUUCCUUUGCCAUUCACCCGUCGGACUCGGCGACAGUCGUCCGUCCAUCUUCUCAGGGCAGUUGGUUCUCAGGUCACCGGCCGCGAUCCCUCGUCUCCCAACUCCCGGAGCUGCCAGGCCGAGCCGGUUUAAGUCCAGCAACCAUGUCCAUGGGCCUGGAGAUCACCGGCACGUCGCUGGCCGGGCUGGGCUGCCUGUGCACUAUCGUGUGCUGCGCCCUUCCCAUGUGGCGCGUUUCUGCAUUCAUCGGCAGCAGCAUCAUCACAGCGCAGAUCACCUGGGAGGGCCUGUGGAUGAACUGUGUGGUGCAGAGCACCGGCCAGAUGCAAUGCAAGGUGUACGACUCGCUGCUGGCCCUGCCGCAGGACCUGCAGGCCGCCCGAGCCCUCCUCGUGGUGUCCAUCCUGCUGGCCGUCUUCGGGCUCCUCGUGGCGCUCGUGGGCGCCCAGUGUACCAACUGCGUACAAGACGAGACGGCCAAGGCCAAGAUCACUAUCGUGGCGGGAGUGCUUUUCUUGUUGGCGGCUCUGCUCACCUUAGUGCCGGUGUCCUGGUCGGCUAACACCAUCAUCAGGGAUUUCUAUAACCCGCUGGUCCCCGAAGCCCAGAAGCGGGAGAUGGGAGCUGGGCUGUACGUGGGCUGGGCUGCCUCCGCGCUGCAGCUACUAGGGGGCGCCUUGCUGUGCUGCUCCUGCCCACCGCGCGAGAAGUACGCUGCCACCAAGAUCCUCUAUUCUGCGCCCCGAUCCACCGGGCCUGGCACCGCUACCGGCACCGCCUAUGACCGCAAGGACUACGUCUGAGGGGCCGGUUGCAUUCAGACAGCACCAUCACCACUACCAGCAAUCGAAGCACCCCACAAGUCCAGCGUGCUGCCUCGCGUCGGAGACCACCCCACCUUCCAGAUGGUUACAGACGCCCCGCAGUCGGCUUGCUAGACUGGAAGAGGACAGACAGCCUG
Molecule: messenger RNA, 972 nt
Organism: Acomys russatus (golden spiny mouse)
Lineage: Eukaryota; Metazoa; Chordata; Mammalia; Rodentia; Muridae
Gene: Cldn3
Product: claudin 3
Exons: 1
Coding region: 155-814 (219 amino acids)
Biological process (GO): cell adhesion; bicellular tight junction assembly
Cellular component (GO): plasma membrane; bicellular tight junction
Molecular function (GO): structural molecule activity
Source: RefSeq, a predicted model, not a curated record